Messenger RNA from Brachypodium distachyon (stiff brome), 943 nucleotides. RefSeq names its product monothiol glutaredoxin-S5. NCBI's taxonomy places the organism in Eukaryota, Viridiplantae, Streptophyta, Magnoliopsida, Poales, Poaceae. Bases 152 to 601 code for a protein of 149 amino acids. The transcript has a single exon. The record is from RefSeq and is a predicted model, not a curated record.
UCGCCUCCCCCCACCAAUCACACACCAACGCCUCAAAGCAGCAUCACACAAACCACGCACCCGCGCGAGAGAGGAAGACAAGAGCGGGAGAAAGGCAGGGAGGCGGCAGAGCGCCCUGGGGACGCGCCACGUAGCAAAAGGCGACGAGCCAAUGUAUCAGGCCAUCCCCUACGGCACCGCUCGGCCGUGGCUCCGGCCAGCGCCCUCGUCCGCUGCGGAGGCGGCCGCCGCCGCCGUCGUCGUCAAGAUGGAGACGAUGGCUUCGUCGACGGAGGCGCGCGAUCAGGACACACGGGACGUGAAGAGGGCCGUGUCGGAGAGCCCGGUCGUGGUGGUGGGCCGGCGGGCCUGCUGCCUCAGCCACGUGGUGAAGCAGCUCCUGCAGGGGCUCGGGGUCAACCCCGCCGUGCACGAGGUUGCCGACGAGGCGGCGCUCGCGGGGCUCGUCCCGCCCGGCCCCGGCGGAGGGGAUGAGGCCGCGGCGCUCCCGGCGGUGUUCGUCGGGGGGGAGCUCCUCGGCGGCCUCGAUCGCCUCAUGGCCGUCCACAUCUCCGGCGAGCUCGUGCCCAUCCUCAAGAAGGCCGGUGCCCUCUGGCUCUAAUUAAUCACCUCUUUCCUUUUUUUUUCCAUCGUUUGUUUCCUUUGGUGUCGUCGGGGUUUGAUUCCUGGCCGUUGGAUCGAAAUUUACAGUACCGCGGCGGAUUUACUCUAGGAUUUUGAUUUACCUUUAUCGGUGUGCUGAAAAACGAGAAAGAAGCAAACAGCAGCAUUUUUAGUGGUCACUAAGUCGUAAUUUAUCUGGUAAACAUUUAUCUGGUCCAGUCAUCGUGUUGUCACCAUGUGACGAGCGGGAAGAAGAAGAGCGAGGGGGCAUUGCAGCAUCUGUACAGUUUGUUGUUUCCAUUUCUGAAUUAAUGAGAAUGAACUGUUCCUUGCCAAAAAA